AUGAAUCUGGAAAAAACUACUGAUGAAGAAAAAGUCAACGUCUGUAGACUAUAUACCAAUCCGGUUGGAUUCUUGUUUCUACCAUUUGCAUGGGUAAUUAAUAUUGUAUGGUUUUAUAAAUAUGCUUUUACAACACCACCUUUCCAAGGCCAAGCCGAAAUUAAAAAGUAUGUUAUUAGGUCAGCUAUCGGAACUAUCAUCUUUCUGAUAGCGUUCAUCAUUUGGAAUGUUGAAUUUCAGCGAAAUCGUCAAAGUUGGGGAGCGAUUGGAGAUACCUUAUCUUUUGUCAUACCGAAAGGAGCGUAAUCCCAAUGGGUUAAUUUAUAAUUUUUCCUACUUAAUACAGCAAUUGAUUGAGUUACCAAAAUCGAAUUCUCAUUAUUUACGCAUAUCUAUGCUAGCGAUUUGCUGCAACCUUAUUUGUUAAUGUCGUAUCAACUACGUUACAGUAUAUAGUACAUGCAGCGAUCAAGGUAUAUUUCAUUAUUGCUGACUUAAAAAUGAUGGUCUGUUUGCCUACAAUAACGAUAUAACAACGAUAGAGCUGUAAAAAAAUUGACGAAUUUUAAUCGUUCCAUUUACUGAACGUACUAGUCUCUCUUUUCGACCACAAAGACUAUGCAUGAUGUUAUGUUAAAAUUGUUCUGCGUUGUUUCUAAUUUUAUUGUACAUAAAUUAUCCAUGUAUCGUUUAUCAAUAACUUGAUGUAUAUGAUCCGAAUACAAAAGAGUGAAUAUUAAAAAUUGAGCAAGCG
Trichoplax adhaerens is the source of this 754-nucleotide messenger RNA. RefSeq lists its product as hypothetical. Gene Ontology annotation, cellular component: gamma-secretase complex. The transcript has 3 exons. Lineage: Eukaryota; Metazoa; Placozoa; Uniplacotomia; Trichoplacea; Trichoplacidae. The coding region runs from base 1 to 306 and encodes 101 amino acids. The record is from RefSeq and is a predicted model, not a curated record.